UUGUUGUCGUGUAAACUCGUGUUUUAAUUUUGUGCGAGAUAAAAUUACAAUGAAUUGAUAAAUACUAUUAUAAUAACUGUGCAAUAAUCUAAAUUAUUAAUACUGAUGGAUGCCGAUUUAUUGAUAGAUAGCAAGGAAUAUCUCUACGGUGAUGAUUUCCUAGAUGAGCUAACAAAGGAGUACCAAUGGUCAUCCCUCCUCGAUGCAGCUGAUGCGUCGCCCAGUGAGAUACUAGCCGAUGCAGCACCAAUCUUGGUGCCUCCAAUAUCUCCUAUACUUAGCGUGAAGUCAUGCCCUAACAGCAGUAGCUCGGAGUCUGGCAGUGAAGAUGAUUACAAAAACGGGUCCAGUUGUACCUCAGCCAGACAAUCUUCACAAUCCCCAUGUGAUUGGCUGUCCACAUUGGAAGAUGAACCCUCAAAUAGCCUUAAAUUAGAAGAUGUUGAACUAUUUUUGCAGAAAUCUGUAUCACCUGAACAACCACCAGCCAACAAUGUUGUGACCAAUAUACCACCUCCUGAAAGACAUGGCCCAGUAAUGGCCAUAGAAAAUGGUGUUAUAAAGGGUGUUAAAACAGAAAUUGAUGAUUGUGAUAUGAAACCAAUCCAAGGAAAUAAUUACAUACAAAAUGGUUAUUUCAAAGUAGUUAAUGAAAAUGUUACAAUAAACAAUCAUGUGAAAGAAGACAAACAUAAUGUAUUAAAUGAACAAAUUAAAUUGGUUGUGGAGCAAAAGAAAAUUCCUGCUAUACUUAAAAGAUCCAAUAUAUUGGUUAAAUCCAAGCCGUCAGCUGUUGUGAUACCUGCUGAAAGUACAAAGGGUGGGAAAAUUGCCAUAUCUCCGUUACCAAUGGCCAAUUUUAAUGGUGUUAAUAAUAGCAAUGGGUAUAAGGUUCAGUUGUCACCUCCAAGAAAUGGUGUGGUCUUGAGUCCAAAGCCAGUUGUGACAAACAAUGUGGCCCAAACUACAGCCGUUUUACAAAACACGAUGGUGCCUUCUCCUGAGGCUGAGGUGCCAAGUAGCCCACCUCCUAUAGAUAUGUCACAUUUAAGCGAAGCUGAAAUAAGAGCUAUCAAGAAACAGCAAAGAAUGAUAAAGAACAGAGAAUCUGCAUGUCAAUCGCGUCAAAAGAAAAAGGAAUACGUUACAGCUUUAGAACAGCAACUGUUGGAAGCGCAUCAAGAGAUCGCCAGGUUGCGACUUGAAAACAAGCUAUUGAGAGACCAAUUGGAUACCAAUGGCAAUGGGAGGAGCCGAAAGAUACCUAGAGUGGACGCGUCAAUUUUGUUACCCAAAAAGAAUAUUGCUGUUAUCUUCGCAAUGGUGUUCAUGGUGUCAUUGAAUUUCAAUGUCAUAGGGUGGAACACGAAGCCGUUUGUCGGCCGGCCUGCGUCGGAGCCGCAUAAUUCAAGGCAUUUACUUUGGACGGAUACCGCAGAUGUCAAUGUGAGCUUAGAUGGAGACCAGAAUGCCACUUUCGGAAUAGACUGUCAAAAUUCAACCAUAGCGGCUACCGAUUUCUCGAAUAUCAACCAUACAGAGAGCAUACGGAUAGCAGGCGAGCUUAACCGCUGGAUCGGUGGCGGAAAGACCCUGAACUGGACCAAUGAUGCGGCACGGUCUAAACGCAGAGUUUAUCUAAAUAGGGAAAAAAUCAAUGGUGGAUUUCUGGAAACAUACAAAUUGUUCAAUAAGUUGAAUGAAGACAAUCUUGUCGAGUUCCCCAGUACAAAAGGACAAGCUAAAAAUAUGCGUGAAAAAUCCCGCCUUCGUAGGUUAAGACGAAACAAAGAGUUAGACUUUGAUGAAAGUGCUGUGAUAGAUUACGAAACUCUUUACAAACCUAGAAGGAAGUCGGUAGAUGACUUCAAUAUUGAUGAAUGGACUGAUUUGCUUCAAGCCCUGCAACGGAGGGAUGACACGUUUUAUGUGGUGGGGGUGGGUAAAGGAGAGCAUUUGUUACUGCCAGCCGUUUCGCAUAAUGUCACGAGGCCCCCAAGAAUGGCCCUGAUUCUUCCAGCAAGGACUGGCAAUGAUUCACUGAUGGCAGAUCACGUGACCUUAAUGCAAAUAGAUUGCUCAGUAGUCAAUACAACACUAGUUAAGUUAAAAUCGAAUGCACUGCCAGGAAGUUUGCGCAAGAAAGCCGAUGUCAAACCAUCCCUAGAUGCUCAAGAAAACACCCGUAAUGAGGUUAAAAAAGGUAUCAACGAUUCUUUCGACGUAAAUCUGAUGGAUUCUCUAAAGAACUCUAGCGACAACCUUUCAAAGUUCCCAGUUAUCGUUAAAAAACAAUAUGCGCCUAAAGAAAAUGCCUUACCAAAGGAUGACACAUUCAGUCAGUAUUUAUUUUCCAAAUAUGAAGAAUCUAAAAAAGAGAAUACCAAUACCAUAAAACACACUAAAAGAAAAGUAUCAAAUGAAACAAUGCGAAUUAAAAAUGUAACUAAUAGGCCAGUAGAAUUAAACACAAAAAUUGAUUAAAUCGGAAAUAAUUCCUACAAAAGAUUUUUUUGCUUUAAUGGCUUCAUUGGUUGCCCAUUAAGACUCUCCUAAGUUUUCGACUUCGACGGAGUUGUGCUUUAGUGGUGGGGGCCCCCAAAAGCGGCGUUUUUUCGGUUUUCGGGUUAUACCGCGUAAAGGACUUACCCUAUCGAAAAGUGGUCUUCAUGACGGUUAAAGGGCACUUAAUCCUGCAUUGAAUAAGACCAAAUUCAUAUGUUUUGGACAAACCGUUCUCGCGCUAAAGUUCGGCAAAGUAGAAAAUAUACGUUUAAUUAAUGACCCUCUCCACGUCCAAUGGCUUGUUACCCACAUGCUUCCAAGCCUUGUAAAGGGUCGCCUUAAUCAGUGUAACCCUAACAAUGCUCACGAGUUUGAUUCGCUUAUCCUUGUUCGUCCCAGCCGUUCCUCAACUGCGGUUGCUGCACCUCUUCCUGACACUCUCCUGAACGACUCUGUGUUACCUAAUGUGGCUGCCUCUCUUCCUUGUACCCUCCUGUACGAUUGCAUUGCUUAGCUAUAUGCCUGGUCCAAGGUUCGACGCCACAAAAUCAACUUUGUACGCGUGAAAAUAGUUUAAAUACUAUUUUCCGUGCUUGCAACAUUUUUCUUUACUGCUUCGUCUCUAUUAGUCGUAGAGUGAUUGUAUAUAUCCUAUAGCCUUCCUCAAUGUAUGAGCUAUUCAACACAAAAAUAAUGAUUUCAAUCAAACCAGUAAUUCUUAAGAUUAGCGCGUUCAAACAAACAAACAAAAAACUCUUCAGCGUUUUAAUAUGAACUUGUUGUUGUUGAUUUUUGGCGUCGAACCUUAGACCAGGCAUACGGCUAGGCAACGUAGUUAUGCAGGAGGAUACAAGGAAGAGGGGCAGCCACAGUAGGUAACACAGAGUCGUUCAGGUGAGUGCCAGGAAGAGGUGCAGCAACCGCAGUUAAGGAACGGCUGGGACGAACAAGGAUAAGCGCAUCAAGCUCGUAAGCCUUGAUAGGGUUACACUGGUUGAGGUGGCCCUUUUCAAGACUUGGAAGCCUGUGGGUAACAAACCAUUGGACGUGGAGAGGGUAAUUAAUUAUUCGUAUAUUUUCUACUUUGCCGAACAUUAGCUCGAGAACGGUUUGUCCAAAACAUAUGAAUUUGGUCUUAUUCAAUGCAGGAUUAAGUGCCCUUCAACCGUCAUGAAGAUCACUUUUUGAUAGGGUAAGUCCUUUACGCGGUAUAACCGGAAAAGCGAAAAAAUGCCUCUUUCGGGGGCCCCCACCACUUAAGCACAACUCCGUCGAAGUCGAAAACUUAGGAGAGUCUUAAUGGGCAACCAAUGAAGCCAUUAAAACAAUAAAAUCUUUUGUAGGAAUUAUUUCCGAUUUAAAAGCUAAUUCUACUGGACUAUAAGGGCUCAAAAUAGUUUUUGAAAAUCUGGAAUCACUUCUGGAAACAAAUAUUGUGAUAUCUUUUCAUUCCUUGCACACUUUUAAAUCCCAUUUUGAAAUAAUAUGAUAGACAGAUAAAUGUGAAAAGUGAAAACUAACGUGGUACUGUUACUGAUUGGUUAUUAUUAUUCUGUCUAAUGGCUUCAAUGGUGCGAAUUUGAAGCACACUGGUUUUGCCAAUGUUGAGCAUAGAGCAAAGUAAUACAUAAUGUCAAGUGUUUAGAGAGACACGGUGGACAAUGGAAUUUAGAGAAUAAAGUUCCAAAAUACUGAACUGUCCUAUGCAUGACAUUGACAGUGGGGCGCCACCGUCAAUACCGGAUCGCUGGUUCCGAUUUUUGCCAUGUUGGAAACCAUAUAGUUGAACGAUGGUAGCGCCCCCCUGUCAUUGAGUUUGGUGGGACAGUUCAGCGUGGGUCAUCUAGACGUGUUGACACCAUGAAGCUACAGAUAAAAAUGGAGGCCACACUCGGAAUACCUACUUGAAGCACAAACUAAGUAUCACUAUCUCGCUCUCUGUGGGCAGACUCGCUCUUUCUAAAUAAACAAAAAAUAUAAAAUUGCUCAAAUUCAAUGAAACCAAUGUAAAAUCUUUAUUUCUUGACAUAGGUAUCAUUAAAAAUGAUAAGUGUAAUUACUGGUUAAACGUUUUAGGAAGAAAUUACUGUAAAAAAUGUGAAAAAUGUUUACAAUGAUCCAAUGUCGGAAAUCACGAAAUAAACACUUACGCGUGGAAUCUUAUGUCACUUCCAGGACACCACGUACUACCGCAACCACGCACUACAAAAUUUUGCACCAAUUCUUGUGAUAAAACAAUGAUUAUUUCCUGUAAACAAUCUCAAACGAAAUUAACUGCUUAAUAAACAAAAUAGUAAACAACCGCCAUGAUGGGCCGGAUUGGGCCGAUGUUGCCACAUGGUACCGAUUACCCAGGAAUUGGGAUUGUAAUUCCCUGAUUCGCCAACACAUUAAACCUAAAUGGCCGACAAUUUUGUGAUUUUUUAUUUAACUAGGUAAUCUUAGUUUCAAAUAUUAAUUAUUUAUUUGUUUAACUUCUGAUUUGGUUAGUGAAUUGGCUAUUUCGAAGAAUUUACAAGGAGAUUUAAAUCAGAAGAUAGCAAUACUACAGUUCACACUAAAAAGAGAGGUAGGGCCGCAGAGAGCGAGAUAGAUAUAAGUAGGUAUUUGACUCAAGUUUUUGUUCCAACUUUGCCCUCCAUUUUUAUCUUUAGCUUCAUGGUUGACACUACCAAAACGUACUUUUUAAAUCUCAAAACAGUGACGUCACUAUUUUGUCAUUUCAAUUUUAAUACUUUUUUUCUCGUGCAAAGUACUGAGCCGACCAGUAACAUUAACUUUUAUUCAGUUAGGUAUUUCAAUCGCAUAAAAUAAUCAUGUAACUUUUAAGUAUAAAACUUUUUAUGAGUUUGUUAAUAAUUCAUCUAAUCGUGAUUCCAGAUUUGACACAAGUUACGUCAUGUGGAUUGUAUAAUAUUUUUAAUAUUUUGUUGUUCGUUUUAAUUUUAUUUUAUUUAAUCACUAAAUUCCUUCUUAAAGAUCAGCACUUGUCAGGUUUUUGUCUGUACUCUAGAUGCUUGCAACAAAGGCAUAUUCCAUAUAUGUAUUUGGCCUAGUGGAUACUUAACAGAUCUCAUUAUCGUUUAUGUAAAAGUGUGAAUUCAUCCUCGAUGUAAUAAAUAUAUGUUACGGUCAAAGUGAUAAAUGUGAAAAUUAUGAAUAAUCGCCGGUUAUUAUGAAUAAUUACCGCAUGAUUUGGUAAAUGUGAUUAAUAUGAGGUCGUUUAAGUGUGUAUAAAACUAAAUAGGCGGCUUAGAGGUGGCCCAAGGGCCACCCCCGCCGCACCUUAACCUAUUUUUCACUUUAAAUCAAAACAUUAUGUUAUGGGCAUCAUAGAAAAGUAAUAUUAUGCAAGAAACAUUCCAAACUCAUUAUGCCAAAUUAUAUUAAUAUAUGAUAUCAAAACGUUCAAAAGUUUGGUUGUACACGAGCACGUACACAAGAUGUUGUUCUCUUUUAUGAAAUUUGUUACCUACUAAGGUUGAAUUAUUAAAUAAUCACUGUUAAAUGUGAUUAAUUUAUCACUUUUACCGCGACUGUCGGUAAUUAUUCAUAAUAACCGGUUAUUAUUAAUAAUUUUCAAUUUAUCACAUUAACCGUAACAUAUACAUCAGCAAGUAGGUAUAGUUUCUUGCAAUCUACUUCACAGAUAGUUUGAGGAAAUUAGAAAAUAAUGAUUCACGCAAAUAUAACCUUUUUAUUGGAAUUGUCUAGUAUUCUUGUAGGAAUACAAGUAAAUAAGACAAGCAAAAAUCCCGGUUUUCCUUGUUUUGAGGUACCUAAAUAUCGUAAAAAAUAAUUAUGGAAAAAACCUUGUAAGCUAAAUAAAAGUUAAUUAUUCUGCUCUCAUUUAUCACUUUUGUACAUUUAUAGGGUAACACAUAUUAAUAUAAGGCAAUACAAUAUUAUUUGUUACGAAAUGUUUAAUUAGUUAGCAUGGUUUAGUUUCAUUUAGGUUGUCAAGCAAUAACAAUGAUAUUAAAGAACUAUAGAUAUGUUACGUUCAUAGAAAUUACGAUUUUAAUCCGUGCCGAGCUAUUCCAAAUUGCACACAUUGACAAAUGUAACUGAUAAGUGAAACAAAAGAUACGAAAUAGCACGCAAAUGAAAGAGAUAGCUAUAGUUUUAACGAUUCUGCACUAACUAAUCUAUGUCCGCAGCGCACGCAUCCUUAUCGCUCUAACGUCAAAACAAGAUCGCUUUCUCUUUCUUAACUUGAACAUGGCGCAUGGCGUCUUGAUUGUUUGCAUAAAUAAUUGAAAAUAUAAAUACUAAAUAAUUUUGCAUAAUCACAUGUGGUAAGAGAUCCCUUGUAUUUUGUUUACUUUAGAGUCAUAAUUGGUACACUUUCGAAACACACACGAUGGCAUUUUUUAUUUAUUUUGGUAAGAACACAGGAACUUACGGUGUGGUACGCACGCGAUUGCGCACGACGCAGGCCACACGAAGACUAAACACAAGACGUCCCAAUUGGGACGUAUUUGAGUAUUCACAGCGCGAGCGCUUAUAACAUAUCUGCUUUUGUUUUUAUAUAAUAUCAUUGAGCAAUAAGUGUUUUUGAACACAUACAGUUAUGUAUGUACCUGUGCCUAACGGCUGUGUUUAUUGAAGUACGUUCUAUGAUUUUGUCAUAAAUUCUAUGAAAUAUUAGUUUUAUAUUUUCCGCAAAUUAAAAGUCCACUUUGCAUUUCGAAAUCUUAAAUUAAUACAAGGUUAGUUUGAGCUUAUCACAGAGGAACAGUCAGCCACC
Ostrinia nubilalis (European corn borer) is the source of this 7255-nucleotide messenger RNA. It is a transcript of the gene Atf6, whose product is annotated as cyclic AMP-dependent transcription factor ATF-6 alpha. The coding region runs from base 106 to 2484 and encodes 792 amino acids. Lineage: Eukaryota; Metazoa; Arthropoda; Insecta; Lepidoptera; Crambidae. Gene Ontology annotation, cellular component: nucleus. Gene Ontology annotation, biological process: regulation of transcription by RNA polymerase II; endoplasmic reticulum unfolded protein response. The record is from RefSeq and is a predicted model, not a curated record. The transcript has 13 exons. Gene Ontology annotation, molecular function: DNA-binding transcription factor activity, RNA polymerase II-specific; RNA polymerase II cis-regulatory region sequence-specific DNA binding.